CUUGCUUUGGCCGUACUCCAGAGCACAGUCGUACGCAUCCGAGGCAGCAGCAAGGUACAACUCCUCCCGGAGCUCCCGAGCGUCGGUCAUUGUGCGGGUAAACAAGCCGAGAAACAGCUGACGUGAUACAGUGAGGUGCAGUGAGCCGCUUCCGCCGACGCAGCUUACAUUUACGCCGGCCGGUACUUUACGCAAAACCCGUUUGCACUUGUCGCGCGUUUGCGGAAAGUGCGAGCAUUGUUUUGUUUACAUCUCGCAGCGCCCUCGAUUGCUUGGCCCUGUGCGUGCGUGUUGAAGUGGUGUUAGUGAGCUCGAACAGCGCGCUGUGUGGUUGAUUGCUUGGUGGUUCGUGCACGUGCUAGCAAUGGCCAACGAUCGGAGCGACCUCUGCGUGCAAGUACUCGAAGCGGCGACCGACUGCAGGCGGCUGUCCCGGGUGUUGGAAUGUUUUUCCACCGAAUUUGCUCGCCGCCCUAGCUUCGUUGUGCGGUGCAGUGGAAGGGUGAAUAUUAUCGGUGAGCAUGUCGACUACUGUGGGUAUCCCGUGUUUCCGAUGGCGAUUGAGCAGACGAUCUUGCUGGCAGUUGCUCCAUCGGACGACAACCUCCUGCAUAUUAAAAAUGCUGACAACAGCUUCAAGUCGUACAAGUGCAAUGUGCUCACCUUUAGCAUCGAUGUUCCGAGCGUUGGCGGGCCUAACUGGUAUCAGUACGUACUGUGUGGCGUGAAAGGCAUACUAGACAACAGCACCAUACAGCACGACCCAGCCCGUGGCAUGAUGAUCAUGCUUUCCGGCAACAUUCCACCAGCGUCCGGUCUAUCCAGCUCGAGUGCGAUCGUGAGUGCUACGGUUCUAGCCACAGCAUACAUGCACAAUGCCACAUUGAACAAGCAAACACUUGCCACCAUUUCGGCCGAGUGUGAAAAGUUCAUCGGUACGCAAGGAGGUGGCAUGGACCAGGCCAUUGCAUACCUAGCGCAGGAAGGAUGCGCCCAGUUGAUCGAGUGGAAUCCGCUGCGAGCCACACCGAUUCAGCUGCCAGCGAAUGCGGUGUUUGUAAUUGCCAAUAGUCUAUCCGAGGCAAACAAGGCGGCCACGUCCGACUUUAACCAGCGGGUUGUGGAGUGUAGACUUGCCAGCAGAUUGUUGGCGAAGCAGAUGAAGCUGAACUGGCGUGAGCUAAAUCGUUUCGCUGAUCUGCAGAAGGCGCUUGCCUAUUCGCUAGAGCAGAUGGAUGCGCUGGUGCAGGCCAACUUGAGCCUGAAUGUGUACACCAGGACCGAUCUGCUAAAGCUGCUGGAAGUAACCGAAGAGGACUUUACGGACAAUCUGUUAACGCCAAACACGCGCAACUCGCAAACUUUCAAGCUAAAGCAGCGAGCGUUACAUGUGUUCCAAGAGGCUCUACGCGUGCAGCAAUUUAUAGAAACGGCAAAGUCCACGCCGGAGGACUGCAUUUCGCGUAUGAAAGCUCUGAUGAAGCAGUCGCACGAAUCGUUGCGCACGCUGUACGAAUGCUCUCACGAAAAUCUGGAUCAGAUCGUUACCAUUUCCGAUCGGCUGGGCGUCGGAACACGUCUCACUGGAGCUGGGUGGGGUGGAUGCACUGUGGCACUGUGCGACGGUGUAGAGGAAAGCAAGCGAUUUGUCGAAACGCUAAAAGCGGAGUUUUACGCCAACAUUCCUAAGGCACAGGCAAGCGAUAUUGGCAGUCUGUGCUUCACCACCAGCCCGCAAAGAGGAGCGGAGAUAUAUUUGAUCGAAAAGCAACAAAACAACAUUCUUCCUACGCCAUAGUUGUUGUCAGCGGUUCUUGUAAUGUUCGACGCAUUUUCGGAUUUCGUUUUGAUUAGUGAACAGGUUUAGAAUGGAGAACGUUUUUUAAGUGGCUUUUUAAACAAUUUAGUUCACAAAUUUUUAUUCCUAAUUACAAACACAUUGUUUAAUUAGUAUGAUUUACAUGAUAGAAACCUAGUAGAUGUAAUAGCUAUUGUUCAUAAACAGCUACAAAAAACGAAUGCAAUAAAAAUUAACGUUU
Anopheles arabiensis is the source of this 2039-nucleotide messenger RNA. Its product is annotated as N-acetylgalactosamine kinase-like. The record is from RefSeq and is a predicted model, not a curated record. The transcript is spliced from 7 exons. NCBI's taxonomy places the organism in Eukaryota, Metazoa, Arthropoda, Insecta, Diptera, Culicidae. Gene Ontology annotation, biological process: carbohydrate phosphorylation; galactose metabolic process. Bases 365 to 1798 code for a protein of 477 amino acids. Gene Ontology annotation, molecular function: ATP binding; galactokinase activity. Gene Ontology annotation, cellular component: cytosol; cytoplasm.